AUGUAUCAACAAUUGAUCGAUAAGUUAAUCUACCUUUCACAUUUGCAACUAGAUAGAGUGGUCAGUCAAUUCAUGCAUAACCUAAGAAAAAUUUAAUUGCAUGUAGUUCAUUGUAUCCUAUAGUACCUCAAAGGACACUAGAAAGGAAUUUAUAUUCAAGAAGAAUGAUUGUAUAACACUCGAAAAUUACAUAGAUAUAUAUUAUGUAGGAUCCAUCAUGUUCCUUCCUGAGUGAGAAUCUCAUUAUGUGAAGAAACAAAUAAUAAAAUGUAGUUGCAAGGUCAAGUGCAUAGGUUCUAUUUCAUGUUAUGACACAAGGUAUAUUUGAAGUAUUAUGAGUGAACAUUAUUUUGAAAGAUUGAAAAAUAAAAAGAGAUAAAUUAAUGGAGCUUCAUUGUGACAACAAAUUAGUCAUCGGUAUUACGCAUAAUCUAGUUCAACAUGGUAGAACCAAACAUAGAAAUUGAUAGUCAUUUUAUAUAAAAAAAAAGUUAAAAAAUAGAGUUGAUAUGCACGUCAUGUGCCUACAAUUGAUCAAAUUGCAGACAUAUUCACCAAGGGCCCAAAGUAAAGUAUUUUGUCAUCUUACUUCUAAGUUGCAAAUAGAUGACAUACAUUUCCUUGAGGGGGAGUGUUAGAAAUGAGUAUUUUUUUAAUUACUUAUGUUGUGUUUUUCUUUAUGGUGUAUUUUUUCUUUUAUUUAUUACAAUACUAGUUAAGAUGGUAUGAACUCAAUCGAUCUAAGUUGAACCAAACUGGUUCACCCUCUUUCCAUUACUAAUGGGUCAAUAUAAAUACAGAAGCCUAGUAACCUUGAAAGACUUGAAUCAAAUUAGGGUUCUCUUAUGCCCUAUUUCGUUAUGUGUCUCUCUCUAAUUCUGGUCAUGCUCAUUCCUACCCUCUAUACUAUAGAGGUGGAAAGGAGAGGAAAGGAGGGAAUGAGGUAGAGAUUGGAGGCUGUGCAUUUUAUAACAUUAUCUACUUAAGUGCCAUGUUGGAAAGGAGGUUCUAACAAGUUUUGUGCACUUCAUUCAGCGCAAUGUUGUUUAUCAAUUAUGAGUUUGAGUGAGCAGCUACUUGGGUUGCAAUAGCUAGAAGAUUCUUUGAAUGCUCAUCAAGAAUGUAGAUGUAGUCAUCAUCAGCUCACACAAUAUUUGUUGCAUAAAAACUUCAUCUUCCAAGUACAUAAUCCUCAAACAUUUGCAUAUCACUUCAAAUGUGAUUGUACUCCUUCUAGAAUACAAGUAAAAGUCUACUUUAAUGCCACUUGUCACACAAUUAAUGUCCCAGCUCUAAAGCACUCAACAUUGGGUAACCUUGGAUGUACCAUCAAUGCCAUUUACCCUCACAACCUAUAAAGUGAUAGUAGAAGCACACAAGAACUAGAAAGAAGGCAUGACGAGGAACAAAGGAGCUCUACCUGGUGACCAUGUCAACAAUGCACCAGCCCAGGCCCAUUCAAGAGAGACUUUUUUUAUUAUUAUUAAUCUUGUAUUUCCUCACGUCAAUUUGGGGACCAUCUAUAUAA
Messenger RNA from Spirodela intermedia, 1528 nucleotides. NCBI's taxonomy places the organism in Eukaryota, Viridiplantae, Streptophyta, Magnoliopsida, Alismatales, Araceae. The record is from the annotation of a GenBank genome assembly.